Messenger RNA from Nannospalax galili (Upper Galilee mountains blind mole rat), 1995 nucleotides. RefSeq names its product polypyrimidine tract binding protein 3 (gene Ptbp3). Bases 285 to 1856 code for a protein of 523 amino acids. The transcript is spliced from 14 exons. Gene Ontology annotation, biological process: regulation of RNA splicing; mRNA processing. Gene Ontology annotation, cellular component: nucleus. Gene Ontology annotation, molecular function: mRNA binding. NCBI's taxonomy places the organism in Eukaryota, Metazoa, Chordata, Mammalia, Rodentia, Spalacidae. The record is from RefSeq and is a predicted model, not a curated record.
GGGGGCGGGGCCAGACAAGGCGGGGACGCGCUCGCGGGCUAGAAAGGCGGGGGCGCGGCGCUGGCGGGAGCGUGCCCGGUCCCCGCCCCUGUUUCCCACUCCGCUUCCACCUCCGACCGGCCGGAGCUUCGGAGCGGCUCAGCUCGCCGGUCUUCGGAGCCGCCGCCCGCUUCCUCCCGCGGCGAGCCCGUCCGUCCCCACACGGUGCGCUCCUCCAUCUGGGCCAUGGAUGGCGGGGAUCUGAUGAGCUUCUUUCUUCUGGUGUCAUUAACGGACCUUCUACCAUGAACAGUUCUACUUCUGCAGGUGUGUAUGCUAAUGGGAAUGACAACAAGAAAUUUAAAGGAGAUAGACCUCCCUGUUCGCCUUCCCGUGUCCUCCAUCUUCGCAAAAUUCCAUGUGAUGUCACCGAAGCAGAGGUCAUAUCAUUAGGUCUACCAUUUGGCAAAGUAACUAAUCUUUUGAUGUUGAAAGGAAAAAGCCAGGCUUUUUUAGAGAUGGCUUCUGAGGAAGCUGCUGUUACUAUGGUAAAUUAUUACACUCCUGUUACUCCACAUCUUCGAAGUCAGCCUGUUUAUAUUCAGUAUUCGAAUCACAGAGAACUUAAGACUGACAAUCUGCCUAAUCAAGCUAGAGCCCAAGCUGCACUUCAGGCUGUCAGUGCUGCCCAGUCAGGAAACCUGGCCCUUCCUGGAGCUCCUUCUAAUGAAGGCACAGUGCUACCUGGGCAAAGCCCUGUGCUCCGAAUAAUUAUUGAAAACCUCUUUUACCCUGUCACCCUGGAAGUUCUUCAUCAGAUAUUUUCUAAAUUUGGCACGGUCUUGAAGAUUAUCACCUUUACAAAGAAUAAUCAAUUUCAGGCCUUGCUUCAGUAUGCUGACCCAUUGAAUGCACAUUAUGCCAAAAUGGCUCUGGAUGGCCAGAAUAUCUAUAAUGCAUGCUGCACUCUGCGUAUUGACUUCUCCAAGCUCACCAGCCUUAAUGUGAAAUACAAUAAUGACAAAAGCAGAGACUUCACUCGCUUAGACCUUCCUACUGGUGACAGCCAGCCGUCUCUUGAAACCCCGAUGGCUGCUGCUUUCGGUGCACCAGGUAUAAUUUCCUCACCAUAUGCCGGGGCUGCUGGAUUUGCCCCAGCCAUUGGAUUUCCUCAAGCUACAGGUCUUUCUGUCCCAACUGUUCCUGGAGCCCUUGGUCCUCUCACACUCACCUCCUCUGCUGUAACUGGAAGGAUGGCCAUUCCCGGGGCAAGUGGUAUACCAGGAAAUUCUGUUCUUCUUGUCACCAACCUCAAUCCUGAUUUUAUCACACCACAUGGGCUUUUUAUUCUGUUUGGAGUGUAUGGUGAUGUACAUCGAGUGAAGAUUAUGUUUAAUAAGAAAGAAAAUGCCUUGGUGCAAAUGGCGGAUGCAAAUCAAGCUCAGCUAGCAAUGAACCAUCUAAGUGGCCAAAGACUUUAUGGAAAAGUACUUCGUGCUACACUGUCUAAACACCAAUCUGUUCAGCUUCCUAGAGAAGGACAGGAAGAUCAAGGACUAACCAAGGAUUUCAGCAACAGUCCUUUGCAUCGCUUUAAAAAGCCUGGCUCUAAAAACUUCCAGAAUAUCUUUCCACCAUCAGCCACUCUGCAUCUUUCCAACAUUCCUCCUUCUGUUACGAUGGAUGAUCUGAAGAACCUUUUUACAGAAGCUGGAUGUUCAGUGAAGGCUUUUAAAUUCUUUCAGAAAGAUCGUAAAAUGGCGCUCAUUCAGUUGGGAUCUGUGGAAGAAGCAAUCCAGGCCCUCAUUGAGCUUCACAAUCAUGAUCUUGGAGAAAAUCACCACCUCAGAGUUUCCUUCUCAAAGUCUACCAUCUGACUUGUCUGUGGAUUUUUCUCCUUAAACUGGACCAUAAUUUUAUUAAAACCUUCAGGCAUAGACUGAAGGAGCUCAAGACCAGUUCUGCCUCUUUCACAAGAAUAACUCUUUUGGAGUUUAUUAUUCAAGAAUAUUCAAA